Molecule: messenger RNA, 2289 nt
Organism: Kalmanozyma brasiliensis GHG001
Lineage: Eukaryota; Fungi; Basidiomycota; Ustilaginomycetes; Ustilaginales
Product: Cystinosin/ERS1p repeat
Exons: 1
Coding region: 1-2289 (762 amino acids)
Source: RefSeq, a predicted model, not a curated record
AUGGUCGGCUGGCUGGCCACCGUCGACCGGCAGACGGUGUCAAACCUCACCGGCACAUUUUCAUUCGUCGUUUGGCUCUUCGCGCAAUCCCCGCAGCUCUACGAAAACUACCGACGUGGCUCUGUCGAUGGCCUCUCUGCCGUCUUUCUCACACAAUGGAUGCUCGGCGAUGCCACCAAUCUUAUUGGCUGCAUCCUCACCCAGCAGCUGCCAUUUCAGAUUGCCGUCUCGACCUACUUUUGCUGCAUCGAUGUCUGCAUCAUGGUGCAAUUCGUGUACUACAAGCUCAAGUCAAGAAGAGAGCGGGCACGGCGCACAAAGAAUCGAUCGCGGCAGCGUACCGGCAGUCUCACUUCACCCUACCCAGCAAACUCGUACUCGGUGCUUUCCGAGACAAGUGAGCUGCUCGGUGGCAGGGCAAGUCGUCAUAACUCCUACCUACGCAGCUCGAGCAGGCGGCGGAAUUUGUCGCACUCUCAACAGCUUGUCAAUCCGCAUCGACACAUCGCGCAACACGCCUAUUCACAGCACGACGCGCUCCCGCCAUUAGCGCGGACAUCCACCGACAAAGCAGACGAUGCGGCCGACGGGGAGGCAACUCGUCGUCGCCCUCACUUCGGGUCAUCUCGAUCCAGAUCUCGUCAUGCUCCUCCGAUCAGCAGAACGAGCUCUACAGACACUGUCCCUGGCUUUGGCAGCGGUUCUGUCGCCAACUACCGCGCCCUUUCUGAUGCAGCCAUGUCGGUCGCACAACUAGCACACGAGGCGGCUAGGAGACGCGAGGCGAUGCUGCAUCACGCAACAGACGAGGACUACUUUUCACAUCGCAAGCCACACUCGCAUCGCAGCAAGUCGAGGGCCUCUUCUUCACCAAACCACUCUCAACCAUCGUCACGGUCACGGUCGCGAGUCAACAGCAACGACCUCACCCAUCCAGACGCGCUCCAGGCCGACUUGGCAGCAUCCACACAGUCGAUGCCAGCCGUGCAAGAAGGUUCCAGCUCAGUCCCGCGCAAAUCCCGUGCUACACGAUCGAUGAGCGCUCGCAGGAAGGGCCCGGCAGGACAAGUCGACUUUGUCCCGUCAGCAUUGAGUCCGACGCGGGAGAGCAAAGAUGCGGACGACGAGGACACAUCACCCAAGCCAAAGAUGCAGCAAGGAGACGAUGGAGACCAAACGGAAUCGGCAUCCGAAGCCGAGUCUGGUUCCGAGUCUGCGGCGCAGGAGGCUAUGACGAAAAGCAUUGACAGCCUAGCCAGUGUCAGCACCGAGAGCAGCACCGGAAGCGGACCCCUCGAGCCUCGAGGUCGCGACAUGGUCCGCACCGCCAACCGAGUCGACACGGCUCCCGUCUCGGGCACAGCAACGCCCAACGAAGGUGCCGCUCCGCGUCGCGAUGCAGCGUCUUCGCCAUUCUCUUCCGAAUCUUCGUCCAAUGGCACUGUCCGACAUGCGUCGGCCGAUUCGGCGCCAAAGGAUGACGCAGUUAGGAUGUCUCAGUCUCAUCAUCAGCUUGGGCAACACGAGCGUGCGAACACCACCAUUGAGGCGGCCCAGGCUUCACAAGAAGGCGAACCAAAAUCAAGAAAGCGACGGACACACGACUCGACAAGAGAAUCGUCCCCGGCUGCGCCGCUGCAUCGCUCCGUCGACUCGCUGAACCCGUCCGCUUCCGCAAAGGACGGGAGCAGGAAGAGGGGCAUGUACCGCACCUCGUCAUCACGGUCCCACACCAAGCAGCUGUCCCGCAGCACGUUGGGUAUGACCUCCACGACCACCAACUCCGGCCUUACAGGAAGCAGCAAAAAGCGCAGCGGGACCAAAUCGCCUGCCUCGAUGCGACGCAGCAUCGGCAUGGUCCUUCUCGGCAUCAUGAUGAUCACCUCCCUACCAGCCACCUCCACAGCUGCGGUCAUUCCCACCCCCUCCUCACCUCUGCUGCUGACCCUGUUCGAUGAGGCCACAUCGUGGAAUCGCCUCGUGGGUCGAAUCAGCGCCUGGCUGUGCGCGUUGCUGUACAUCACCUCGCGCAUCCCGCAGAUCUGGGAGAACCACAUCCGUCGCUCUGUCGCCGGCCUCUCGAUCCUCCUCUUCAUCGCCGCCUUCACCGGAAACUUGUUGUAUACGAUCAGCGUUCUGACCAAUCCGAGCGCGAGCGGUGAGGGCAGUAGGGCGUAUCUCCAGGAGAGUCUGCCGUUUUUGUUGGGCAGCGGUGGAACGUUGGUUUUUGAUCUGAUUAUUGUGGCGCAGUGGAUGGCGUGGAGGAAGAAGGGCGUGGCAUUGGCGUAG